ACAGCUGUCUGUUGUUGUGUUACAGCUGCAUCGGAGUUAGGGGUGAAAGUGCUGUUUCUCACUCCGACUCCAAUCCAGAAACUCCCCGCACCGCUUCAAGACUCCCUCGCUAACUUGAACCCCGAUGGUCUGAAGAAAAUAAAGUUCAUGUACCCCAAGUCUCAGGUGGAGCUGCUGCAGGACGUGGCCUCUUUGCACGAGAGUGCCUGUGGGUCGGCCGCACCCCCCUCCCUGCUCAUCGUGGACGGGCUGGAGCGCUACCUGGGGGCGGGGCCGGGGGCGGGGGCGGGGCCUGGCGGCAGCCCGCAGGGGGACAGCUGGCUGGCCGCCGCCCACAUCUCGGCCCUGCUGGUCGACACGGCGGCCUUCCUCGGCAGGAAGCUGGAGGAGAGGGGCGGGGCCGGCGCCUCCUGCAGGGUCCUGGUCUCUUUCGACACCGAGAGGCAGGGGCACGCGCCCAGCGAGCUGCCGGCCCAGGACCCGGUCCUCUCCGUCCUCGACCGCUACUUCCCGGUGCGGGCCACGCUGGACCGGGACAGGAGUGCCGCCGCCCCCCCCGGCACCGCCGGCGAGCCGGGGGCCGUUUGGCAGGUUUACUUCUCCGGCGUCGGCGUCACUGCCGGCCAUGCCCCUGGGAAGGGGAAAGGCCCGAAUCUCGGGCUGCAGUGGCGCUUGGCAAUCUGCCAAAAUGGCGCCAUGGAGUUCUCGUUGGUCAGCGGCGAAAACCAAGUGAAACAGUGAGCGUCUUCCGUGUGUGCACACUACCAACUGGCCCAGGAGGAGCUGGAGGGGGGCAGGAGGUGAACAAAGCCUCCAUCACCACUGCAUCGGUUUCAACAUUUUGUAUCUAGAAUAUUUGUGUGUGUGUUCUGAAAAAAAAAACAAAAAACCCAUGCAACACCAUAUUAAAAGUAGUUUCGGUUGCUUUCAAUAAACUGGAGAGAGUGUUUAGAACGUAGAUGUCAAAACUUGUAAUUUUCCAUAACGUGGAAUUAACGCAGAGGACUUGUAUACAUUCCCUUUAUGAAAGAACUUUAUGGCGAUUAAAAAUGGUAGCAACUGUUA
Anguilla rostrata (American eel) is the source of this 1065-nucleotide messenger RNA. RefSeq names its product SWIM-type zinc finger 7 associated protein 1 (gene swsap1). Gene Ontology annotation, molecular function: single-stranded DNA binding. The transcript is spliced from 3 exons. The record is from RefSeq and is a predicted model, not a curated record. Bases 148 to 741 code for a protein of 197 amino acids. Gene Ontology annotation, cellular component: Shu complex. Gene Ontology annotation, biological process: double-strand break repair via homologous recombination. NCBI's taxonomy places the organism in Eukaryota, Metazoa, Chordata, Actinopteri, Anguilliformes, Anguillidae.